GUGGGGGAGGGGGGGCCGCCGGGCCGCUGUUUGUUGUCAUCCCAAGAUGGAGUUUCUGCUGGGGAACCCGUUCAGCACCCCGGUGGGGCAGAGCCUCGAAAAGGCCACAGAUGGCUCUCUGCAGAGUGAAGACUGGACACUUAACAUGGAGAUCUGUGACAUUAUCAACGAGACAGAAGAAGGUCCAAAGGAUGCCAUUCGAGCACUGAAGAAGAGGCUGAAUGGAAACAAAAAUUACAGAGAGGUUAUGCUGGCGCUAACGGUGUUGGAGACCUGUGUGAAGAACUGUGGCCAUCGCUUUCACGUCUUAGUGGCAAACCGUGACUUCAUAGAUGGUGUUCUGGUGAAAAUCAUCUCGCCCAAGAAUAAUCCCCCCACUAUUGUACAGGAUAAAGUACUAGCACUGAUUCAGGCUUGGGCUGAUGCCUUUCGAAGUAGCCCUGAUUUAACUGGAGUAGUGCAUAUUUAUGAAGAACUCAAGAGGAAAGGCAUAGAGUUUCCCAUGGCAGAUCUUGAUGCUCUGUCUCCAAUACACACACCACAGAGGAGUGUUCCUGAAGUUGAUCCUGCAGCAAAUAUGCACAAUUCACAGUCUCAGCAAAGGAUGAGCACCAGUUCUUACUCUUCAUCCUCUCCAACGGCGUAUUCUGCUCCUCAGGCCCCAGCUUUGAAUGUGACUGGUCCCAUCACUGCUAAUUCUGAACAGAUUGCCCGGCUGCGCAGUGAACUGGAUAUUGUUCGUGGGAAUACAAAAGUGAUGUCUGAAAUGCUGACAGAAAUGGUACCUGGACAAGAGGAUUCCUCAGACCUUGAGUUACUCCAGGAACUGAACCGAACCUGUAGAGCUAUGCAGCAGAGAAUCGUGGAGCUUAUCUCACGAGUGUCCAAUGAAGAAGUCACAGAGGAGCUGCUGCAUGUGAAUGAUGAUUUAAAUAACGUCUUCCUCCGAUACGAAAGAUUUGAACGAUACAGAUCGGGACGUUCAACACAAAAUGCCAGCAAUGGAGUACUGAAUGAGGUGACAGAAGAUAACUUAAUAGAUUUGGGUCCUGGCUCUCCAGCUGUAGUAAGCCCCAUGGUCGGAAACUCAGCACCCCCGUCUUCACUUUCUUCACAGCUUGCAGGGCUUGACUUGGGUACAAACAGCGUCAGUGGCACACUCAGCUCUCUACAACACUGUAAUCCUCGUGAUGACUUCGACAUGUUUGCACAGACAAGAGGCAGUUCCUUGGCUGAGCAGCGAAAGAACGUGACGUAUGAGGAUCCACAGGCUGUCAAAGGACUAGCAUCUGCCCUGGAUGUUCGAAAACAGAACACAGGAGGGAGGAGAGGUAAAGGUGGGAACUCAGACAUGGAGCCUAUAGACAAGUGGCUAAUUACACAAGGAAUGAUCCCUGUUGCACAGUCCUCUGUCAUGGAUGACAUUGAGGAGUGGCUCAGUACCGACUUGAAAGGAGACGAACUGGAAGAAGGAGUGACCAGUGAAGAGUUUGACAAAUUUUUAGAAGAGCGAGCCAAAGCGGCGGAGAUGGUUCCCAAUCUGCCAUCCCCUCCCCUGGAAGCCCCCACCCCUCCGACAAAUCCUUCCAGCAGGAAAAAGCAAGAGCGCUCGGAGGAUGCCCUCUUUGCACUGUGAAGAUUGCUCUUAGCCGCCCUCCCACCCCCAUGCUCUGCAGGCGAAUGUCGCUGUACGGCCACUUUGUCCUCCCACCAUACUUGGCUAACAACAACCCCUUUCCCCCUGAUUUCAUAGAUUGCUUCUCCUUCCCCCCCCUCCCCAAACAAUCCACCCCCACAAGCUGACUCUUUCUAUUUAAGUCCAACACUAUUCCUGCCAGACCACGAUUCUCCAGCACUCGCUUAAUCCCCUCCUUCCUAUCCCAGCUGCACAAAACCAGCUCUUGAUGCUGAAAACCCCUUUAGAAUGCAUGAGUACGUCACACUGUGUUGAAACAAAAGCCCAGAGGGGAGAGAGCAGCCUUGCCCUUCAAUUUAUGUAGGGAUCAUCCUCUUCUGUAGGCAGGUCCUGCCAAGUAGACUGCUCUGUCGAUCAGCAUGUAAUUGACUGAGCUGGAAUGUUCAGGAGGAGCGUGUCUUUAUUUUUAGAUAAAAUGUUAAUGUAUUGGCUUUCGUGUCGGAUUCGACAGCAAGGAACAACUGUUCCCCUUUCAACAUGUGCUUCACAAGUUAAAAUCCUUUACUCUCCCACUCACACAUCUCCUGGUACCAUAUGGUGGUCGCUUUUCCCCACUUUGUGCGGCGCUUCAUAUUCUAAAUCUCACAGGGUAUUUUUUUUCCUUGUGUUUUAUCUGGGCUUGCUCUAAUUUGAAAGCAGUCUGUUGGCCAUGUCCAGUAGCUCUGGCAGUUGACGAGAAUGAAAAACGCUGAGCUAAAUGGAUGCUGUAACAUUAGCGCAUGAAGCAUUUUGCUCUUUGGGAGAGCAUUCUCACAUGAGGAUUUUUUCUAGUGUGUUUGCCUUUUAAAAUAGCUAGGUUAUUUUUUCCUUACCUUAGAUUCCUUCUUCAGUGACUGUAGAGCUCUGCAUUUGUCUCAGCUGUUGUUAAUAACAUCCAUGCAGAUGGAUGGGACUUGCUCAUGGACUGGGUGUGAACUGAGGUUCCUGGAUUCCCUGCCAUGCCCGGUAGGAUAGACACACUGGUUCUUGGUGGUAGGUAUGAGAAAAAGAGGCAAACCUCACAGAGGCUUGUAUGAAAAUGCUGAGGGAGGUGGUUACUGUGGAGGGAUUAGCCAUGCCUGCCUGUGCUGGAGGUGAAACUCCUCAUUUCCUUCUAGGUUUGGGCCUGACAAAGUGUUGGAUGAUUGUGGCCAUGCUAUUUGUAAUUUCUGGAGUGUCCUUUGAUACCUCUGCCCCUUUAUUAACUCCCAGCUCCUACGGGGCUGCAGUCUCCCUCCUGUCUGUGCAAACAAGCAUAUUCCCUUGCUUGCCAGAGGCAUGGUGGAGAGUGCUGCUCUUCCUGGAGCUGCCAGAAGGGAUUCCAGCAUGUGUGCCUGCCUUGCUGGGCUGACAAGCAGAGCUGGAGCAGGCAGCUCCAGCCAUCGCUGCAUCCCGCAGCAUGUUCCUUGGUAGGAAGCCAGUGGCGCAAGAUGGCAGGAUCAAAGAGAGCGCUGAACUCAUGGCAGGGAGAAUCUCCUGUCCUGACAGAGAGGCACUUUAUCAGAUGAACACCCAUGCAGGCAGCAGCGCUGCAGCCCCUCUUCCUCAGGGCGCUCAUUGUCUUAGGCAACCAGCCACUUUGUUCUGACUUGGCAUGUCUGAGCUUCCCAGGAUGCUGAUGUGUGUCAAGCUCCCUCAGAAGUUGUUCUAGACCAAGAAGCUGUGCUAUAAACAGCUGAUGUGAAAGUGAUAGAAGCUUUUCUCUGAGCAUAGUUAUUUCAGCUCAUAACGUACUCUCUAGGGUUUGCCACGCUUUGGUAGGUUGUGACACAUAAAACCUUUUACCAAAUGGCCCAAUUGCAGCACUGAUGGUCUUUGAGAGCAGUCACAUUAAUCUUUGAAGGGAAGCAUUGUUUGGGGCAGAAUUUCCAGGCCAUCCCAGGUCAGAUGUCACUCUGUGCUGUCCCUGCUCAUCCUCUCCUCUGUCCUGCCCUGCCUGCAUCCUCUUCCAGGAUCCCUCUGUAUGUAGCUGGGCCCAGGCAAGGCUGCCCUGCCACCCCCCGGCGCUCGUCUCUGCUCUGUAGCUCACUGCUCCCUGUCAGCUCUGCACUGUGCAGAAAGUAGCAUGGCUUGCAAGUGGACAGGGAAAAUCACUGUAAGGAUGGAGAUAGCUUGGGGAUCAAGCUGCUGCUUCUCCCCACUUGCUGGCUCUUUCCCCGGUUGAAGCCCUUCCAUGUGGGUCUGCAGAGGCUUCCUCUCCAUUUCAUCUUCUCUGUGGCUAACAGAAGGUGCCAGGACAGUCUGCCUUGGUUGCAUGUAUGCACUGCUGCUCUCGCCCACUGCCCUCGGUGUUUAACACAAGGCGAGCCUAAUGCUCAGAUACCGGCUGCCAGACACCCCGCUGCCAGCUCCUGCCAGACUCUGCCUUGCUGCAACAUAUCAGAUGUGGCCACCAGCUCCCAGAAACCUGAGGAAACUUCUGUUGUGAUGCUGAUUUGAUUUCAGACAGUGUCUGGUGACUGCCUGAGCAGUCUUGCCAGCAUAGAAUGAAUUGUUGGUAUUCCUGUCAAUGCAAAAAGCUCCGUGGGUGUUUUAAGUGUGUAUUUGCUCUUCUAAAUCCUUGAAACACAUUGACCCUGUAAAUGGCCACAUCAGGUGAUUCUAAGCAUGUUAAUCCAGCUUCCCUGCCAAGCCGGAGGAGAUAAUCGCAUUGCUCAAGCAUGGGGACAUUGUCAAAUGAUGCUGAGUGGCAAGGAUAUCACCAGCGCUGUCAUCGAGCCCCCCUGCAGACUCCCACUGCUGUGGAUUUGCUGGCCCUUCUUAUCCCACCCCUAAGCAAAAAAAAGGGGGGGCGGGGGGUGGGGUGCGCUGUUAACACUUCUUUCUGUCAUGCUAAACCUGUCCUGGGACUUCCAAGUUGUUGCUUUAGAGAGAAUCUGGCCCCUUUCUGGAAGAUCUUGCAGAGCUGUCAGUGACUGCUCCCUCCGACCGGGGAGGAAAAAAGAUGAAACAAGAAGGCUGGGGCUGAGGGGAGAUAAGGAGCAUGUGUUGGCACAGCUCAAGGGACUCUCUUCUGUGCUUGCAACCUCAGGCACUCUGUGGUCCCCGCUGACGCCCCGCGUUAUCUGCUGGAUAUUGCAGGGGGUGGCAGGUGCCGUCAGCACAAGCAGCGGCUUUGCUGGAAGUAGGGCAGCCCUCAGGAGAUGCCUUCCUUGAGAGGUGUGUUGUCAGCCUGGGGCAAUGGCUAAACGUCCUUUUGGUGGGACCCUUGAUGGGUCUGGUAAAAGCACAGCCCUGAUGUGAGUUAAAUUUGGAGCCCGAAUCCACCAGACCUGGCUCUCGCGGGCUGAGCACACAGGGGCUGGAAGCACCGAAGGGGACAGAGCAUGCAGCAGAACGGGUGGUUUAGCCCAAACCUUCUUUAACAAAUGUAAGAGCUAUGCUAGAGCUUCCCUAAUGUCCUGUAUCAGGAUCUCUCAUCUUCCCCGUCCUCCUGUGGUCUGCAGAAAACCUGAGCGGUGGAAACUGUUUGAGGGAAAGGGAAGGGGUUUUUCGCUUCAGAAGACCGACCUCUCAAUUUAUUCUCCCUUCGCUUUCACUCUAAGUGCUUCCUCUGUGCAAGUGGGCAGAGGACUUGCGUGGCUCCGACGCUUGCGAGAAGAGAGAUGGAGCUGCAGCCUGAUCCGCUUUCCAUGAAAAAUAACAUCCCAACGCUUCCUAGGCAUAUUAGGAAUCACAGCUUGACACUCAAUGACACUAAAUUAUUAUUGGGGUCCUUUGUAAGUUCUAAUCAUACCCUAAUCUAGGUUAAAAUAUUUAUUUUGUCAAUAUAUUUUCUUUCCAGUGUGUUUUUUAACCUCUUCUGUUAACCCUUCAUGUGCUGAGAUGUAAGAAAUGAAUGGUUUCUAUUUAAAUAUAUCCUUUCGGGUUUUUUAAUUGUUAUGUGUAGAUUUCAGCUGCAUCUUUGGCAGGUGUAAUAGAUAACAAUGUGCUGUACAGACAUUUAGGGUGUUUAGUAUGUAGGUAAGGCUCAUAGGAGAAUUGCUCAUAAAAACGUAGCAUGGUGUCUCUUAAAGGGAACAACAUAAAUGCAGAGACUGGUCCUUACUGGGACCCUCACGUAGCCUCCCACAUACCUUUCCCCUUCCAAUUAUCACAGCCUCCAUCUCUGAAAUGUGCUGAUCAAACCCGCUCUGCCAUUUCCAGGGCUGUUUUUACACCUCCAAGCUGAAAAAGGAUUUUAGUGGGGUUUUCUGUUCGUUUGACUUCGUUCAGCUUUUUUUAUGGGAUACAUUGGCUGUUUCCACUUUUAAAUGGAGGAUGCAGCAGAGCUGGCUGCGGUGGCGAGAUGUUUCCCUCCAGUGGUGGAAGAACAGAUCCAGGCGGUGGUUUCAGACCCAGGGCAGGGGUGAUGGUCCCCCUCCGUAAGCUGCUGCAGGAGCUGGGCUCACCCUUCCCUGGCACCCUGGCCAACGCAGCCUGUUCCUGUUCCUCUCUAUUCAAUGCUCUCCUGCUUUCACCCAUGAGGACAGGACAUGCAGACCAGGAGAGCAAACACAGCAGCAUUUUCAACAGUCUUUUUCAUCCGAUGAGUUGUCAAGUCUCUUGCAGCUGCUGGGAGUCCUGUGGAGUGGGAACUGCUUGUGCUAUCUCCAUCCCCAGGCCAGCCUCAUCCAGCUCAGUCAUUGUUUACCUCCUAAAUGCUAACCACAAGGCUUGCGGAGCCUACCCUGGAAAAAAACAGCUCAGGACAGUUAUUUUUAUGGAAAUAAUGAAGCAGGCAAUCAGUGAGUGGAUUUAUAGCCGCCUUGGAGGUAACCCUUCAGCUGCUGGGGGCACCCACCCGCCCUUGCGCACCCCCAGAGGAAAGGAGGCAGCAAUCCCCUUGCCAGGUGCCCAGAGGCAUCGCUGGUGCCCACGCAGCACCUUCCACUCGUCCCUCCCAAACUGCAACCUCCGGAGCGGGCUGUGCCCGCCUGCUCCAUCCCCAGGCUGCCAGCCCCAGCCUCCCCACACCGUGCCCCAGGUUGCCUCUCCAUCCAGGAGAGAGGCGAGGUUGCGUUUCACUGAGAGCCGGCUGGCUUUCGAGCGGUGCCGAGCUCCGGUGCUGGUUCUCUUUAGCCCAUGGCAAACCUAUGCCAGACUUCUCACCCUGCUCUGUGUUUUUAUGAGUACUAGCUCCUCAUUCUGUACAUGUUAUUAUGAGCUAUCGUUAACCCUACAAAUGUAACCUGUGUAAUAGCUUCUCUGUAUAUUACAGCUGUAGGCUUUCCAGAUAAAAGUGGAUAAUAUUUAUUUACUGAAGAUAUUGGAUAUUUUUUUGUUUGGGAAUGGGGCAGGGGGAGAAGGGGGACAUAACUGUUUUAAAGAGAUUGACUGUGUAAAGAGAAACAAAAUACACAAAAAGCAAAGAAACCCAACACUAAAAUGUUGCUGUAUUCACAUAGAAAGUGUUUACGUUAAGGAUGAUACAACUGUAUUAAUCUGCCAUUGUUUAACUUGCUCCAGAAAUCAUCUCUACUUUGGUUCCUGCAUGUGAGAUACUCCAAUAAAUACACUACUAGUGUGACCUGGA
Messenger RNA from Harpia harpyja (harpy eagle), 7190 nucleotides. It is a transcript of the gene TOM1L2, whose product is annotated as target of myb1 like 2 membrane trafficking protein. Gene Ontology annotation, molecular function: clathrin binding; ubiquitin binding; phosphatidylinositol binding. Bases 47 to 1636 code for a protein of 529 amino acids. Gene Ontology annotation, cellular component: membrane; endosome. Lineage: Eukaryota; Metazoa; Chordata; Aves; Accipitriformes; Accipitridae. The transcript has 16 exons. The record is from RefSeq and is a predicted model, not a curated record. Gene Ontology annotation, biological process: signal transduction.